GGCUUCUCGCUCGUCGCCGUCUUGCCGCUAGCCUGUCUCACCUCGCGGCCGGCAGCCUUGCGCGACGCGCCGCGCUCUUCUCACAUUCAAAAUUAUUCGCAACCAUUGCAAAACUCUCUGUGCAAUAAAAAUAUUAUAUCUUUCGAUGCGGUUGCAAUUAGUUGUUAAACAGAGAUUAUUAAAUUUUUACAAAGAAAUUGCGAAAAUUAAGUGCCUUUGAAACUUUGAAUGCACUCCUCGUUGCAUGUCCCGCGCGCGUCGUUAUGAGAACCCCGUAUUAUUGGCGGUCACGUUGACGUCGCGCGGUGCCGCCAUAUCUGUCUCGGCCACCAACUAGCAAAAUUAAUAGGCUCAAAAUAGUUUCACGUCACUAGCAGAAUGCAAUAAGCCGGCCAUUCGCUUUUUGAAAUUCGCCUUCACCCGGAUGGAAUGAGGAGUGCAGGAACCCAUUGUUUCACAGUUUCAUAUGUUUGAACAUCAUUUGUUUUUUAGUUUUUCGGACGAUUAGAGAGUUAUCAUUUUGUUCCAAAAUUACAAAAAUUACAAAAUAAAGAAUGGCGGAGGGCAACGGAGAAAUACCCAUUGAAGAGGUACCUGGGAAGGACUCCGACGUUGGCCGAACACCAGAUUACCGCAAACUAAUUGAAUAUGGCUUGGAUCCUAAGGUGGCUGCCAAGCUGGACGACAUUUAUAAGACUGGAAAGCUAGCGCACGCCGAGUUGGACGAGCGUGCGCUAGACGCCUUAAAAGAAUUUCCAUCCGACGGUGCUUUAAGUGUACUUGGACAAUUUUUAGAUUCAAAUCUCGAGCAUGUUUCAAAUAAAAGUGCUUAUUUAUGUGGAGUUAUGAAGACUUAUAGGCAAAAAAGCAGGGCGGGCGUGCAGGGCGCUCCCGCCCUGGCUCCCUCUGUCCAGGUGAAGGGCCCCGACGAGGACAAGAUCAAACAAAUAUUGGUCCGCACUGGUUACACGUUAGAUGUUACCACUGGACAACGCAAGUACGGCGGGCCGCCGCCCGGGUGGGAGGGCGGUACGCCGGGCGCCGGCUGCGAGGUGUUCUGCGGCAAGAUCCCCAAGGACAUGUACGAGGACGAGCUGAUCCCGCUGUUCGAGCGGUGCGGCACCAUCUGGGACCUGCGCCUCAUGAUGGACCCCAUGACGGGCACCAACCGUGGGUACGCGUUCGUCACCUUCACCACCAGGGACGCCACGCAGCGCGCCGUCCACGAGCUGAAUGAUUAUGAAAUUCGAAAGGGGAAAAAGAUUGGCGUAACAGUUUCCUUUAACAAUCACCGGUUAUUCGUGGGGAAUAUCCCUAAGAAUCGAGAUCGGGACGAUUUGUUUGAGGAGUUUUCUAAGCACGCACCUGGACUGGUUGAAGUGAUUAUAUAUAGUUCGCCCGAUGACAAGAAAAAGAAUCGAGGAUUUUGUUUUUUGGAAUACGAGUCUCACAAAGCGGCGUCGUUAGCCAAGCGCAGGCUGGGCACUGGAAGAAUAAAGGUAUGGGGCUGUGAUAUAAUUGUGGAUUGGGCGGACCCCCAAGAAGAACCCGACGAGCAAACUAUGAGCAAAGUGAAGGUGUUAUACGUACGGAAUCUGACGCAAGACAUAACCGAGGAGGCGCUGAAAGAGGAGUUCGAGCGCUACGGUAACGUGGAGCGAGUCAAGAAAAUCAAGGACUACGCAUUCGUGCACUUCGACGACCGGGACUGCGCUGUCAAGGCGAUGCAGGAGCUGGACGGCAAGGAGGUGGGCGGCGCGCAGCUCGAGGUGUCGCUGGCCAAGCCGCCCUCCGACAAGAAGAAGAAGGAGGAGAUCCUGCGCGCGCGCGAGCGCCGCAUGAUGCAGAUGAUACACGGCCGCGGCGGAUUCGACUGGUGCGGGUGUUCGCCGGCGCACACGCUGCGCGGGCGCACUCCGCAGCCGCCGCCGCGCCCGCCGCAGCCGCGACACGACUACGAUUAUGAUUACGACUAUUACGGGUACGGUGAUUACCGAGGUGGCUACAAUGAGCCAUUUUACCGGUACGAUGAGUUCUAUUUUGAUUACGCGGGACCACCGCAACCGUCCGCCGUCCGCCAGCCUCCCAACAGACCGCAACCGGACGACGAGCUCGGUCUCGGGCCCAACUCGCUUUACUACGAUCUAACCGGAGGCAUUCAGGCUGGGUCAUGUGGGAGGGGCGCGCGAUGGGCGCGGCGCGCGGCGGCGGCGGCGGGCGCGGCUGGAGCCCGUGGUGGUGCGCGGCGCGCCGCGCGUGGCCGCCGCACGCACAGCGCCAUGCGUGGCAACCCGCGCGCCAAGCCAAGUUUACCAGGUAAACGCAAAUACGACGGGGGUCACCAGAACCAAGGGGGAGAGUCGAAGCGGCGGCUGGGUGCGGCGGCAGCGGCGGCGUGCGGGUGGGGCGCGCCCCCGUCGCCGUCGUCGCCGGCCGGCAGCUAGUGCGCCGCUCCCCCGGAGCCGGCGCGCGCGGCGGAGCCCCGCUCCGGAGAACUACAAGCUGCGCGGGGAGCGCCUCUGCCGCGGCCCGCGCCAUCGGCUCCCCGGUCACGUUUGCGCCCGGCCCCGCCCUGUACCGCGGGGGUCGCUCUUUUUUCUAUAUAUGUGUUUUUUAUUUGAUUUUCAAGUUUUCGAUUUUGUAUCACAUCGAUUCCGUAAAAAAUUUAAAGUAGGACGUUAUGAAAUGUUUGGAUAGUAAGUUUCCCGUUAUGCUUAUGUUUUCUCUGUCGUGAGCCGGAGUGGUCGCCCGCGGUUGCCUGUUUGCGGGCGCCCGCUCUGAUAGCUGGGGCCGUCCCCUCGACUGUCUGUUUAUUUUUUUUAAUACAUGUUAUUCGAUAUAUUUUAUUCCUGAGAACGCAUUUUGCGAUGUGAUGUGUAUUUUAGCAGUAAUUAUUAUAUUGUAAGGAGUUUGACUGUUGUUUUUUGACAUACUUACAAUUUAGGAUACUUGAGAAUGAAUUGAUGGAAUGAACUCUCGACGACUAUAGAGAUUACAGCUAAAAUAGAACCACCAAUCUUGUACUCGACAUUUCCCGACUGUGUUCCUGCUUUAGUUUUUUUGCUUUAUUUUUAUUACAUAUGUCCCUUUAAAAAUAAAUACAUUAGUGUGAGGAAGUAGUAUUGUAAAAGUUCAGGAUUUCUGUAAUGUUUAUUAUUGCUGUACUAAACAAUUUUUUUUUGUAUUCGAUCACAUAGCAUGUCCGUACUAUUAGAACUCUGACUUGUAUCAAUCUUGUAUCAGUUUAAUGUGGAAUAAAUUUGAAAAACUGUGUUUGCCUUAUUAA
This is a messenger RNA of Manduca sexta (tobacco hornworm), 3286 nucleotides long. RefSeq names its product heterogeneous nuclear ribonucleoprotein R (gene Syp). Lineage: Eukaryota; Metazoa; Arthropoda; Insecta; Lepidoptera; Sphingidae. Gene Ontology annotation, molecular function: mRNA binding. The transcript is spliced from 16 exons. The coding region runs from base 555 to 2444 and encodes 629 amino acids. The record is from RefSeq and is a predicted model, not a curated record. Gene Ontology annotation, cellular component: nucleus; ribonucleoprotein complex.